This is a messenger RNA of Hypoxylon fragiforme, 1311 nucleotides long. RefSeq lists its product as uncharacterized. The transcript is spliced from 4 exons. The record is from RefSeq and is a predicted model, not a curated record. Gene Ontology annotation, biological process: transmembrane transport. Lineage: Eukaryota; Fungi; Ascomycota; Sordariomycetes; Xylariales; Hypoxylaceae. The coding region runs from base 1 to 1311 and encodes 436 amino acids. Gene Ontology annotation, molecular function: transmembrane transporter activity.
AUGGCGGUUACAUUUCUCACGGAGCUACAAGCCUCUGGUGGUCGCGAUGUAGAGAAAACCACUGCAUCGGCCCAGCCUGCAGCGGAAGUGCGCGACGAUCCUAAGAUAGCGUCGGAUUCCGACUCGUCGCAUAUGCAGGAGGGCGUCAAGCGCGUGGAGGCUAUCACGGCCGUCUGGUCCCGGAACUCGCUAUGGUCCACUUUCGCCUUUCUCUACCUCGUGUGUUUCGUAUCCGCCCUCCUGUCCUCCGUCGACGGCGCCCUAUCACCAUACGUCACGUCCUCUUUCUCCCGGCACGGCCUACUCGCCACCAUCAACGUCGCCGCGCGCGUUAUCGGCGGCGUCGUGACGCUCAGCCUAGGCAAGAUCAUGGAAAUCCGGGGCCGCAUGGAGGGGUUUGUCGGGGCGCUAGUCCUCAUCACCGUCGGCAUGACCAUGAAAGCCCCCUGCCAGAACGUCGAGACCUACGCCGCGGCGCAGGUGUUUGCGUGGGUCGGCCAUGUCGCGCUCGGCUUCGUCAUCGAUGUCUUCGUGGCCGAUAUCACGACGCUCAAGAACCGGACGGUUAUUUUCGCUAUCAAUUCGACGCCGAACCUUGCUACGACCUUCGCUGGCCCGAAGAUCGCGGGGCUGUUCUAUGCGGAGGUUAACUUUAGGUGGGCGUUCGGUGCGUUUGCGAUCAUAGUGAUUGUGGUGUCGCUCCCGGUCAUCGCUAUCCUCAGCUUUCAUGAACGGAAGGCGAGGAGGCUGGGGUUCAUUCGACCGAAAUCGGGGCGCACGACGUUGCAGUCGGUCUGGCAUUAUACCAUUGAGUUUGACCUUGUCGGCGCCGUACUCAUAUCAGGGGGCUUUACUCUGACCACUCUCCCAUUUAGUCUCGUACGAUCGGCCAGCCACUCAUGGCAGAGCGCCAGCAUCAUCGUUAUGAUAGUGAUGGGAGUAGUCGGACUCGUCGCAUUUGCGAUCUGGGAAAAAUUCUUCGCCCGGGUGAAGUUCUUCCCCUUUGAGUUUUUACAAGACCGGCCCUUUCUAGGUGCUGUGAUGUCGAACUUCGUCGUCUUCAUGACCACCUUAAACAUCCACUAUACCGGCCAUGUAAAAUAUCCCGCUUUGGCAGCAAUCCCAAUCUACCUCUUGGGCACAUCCCUGAUCGUCUAUUUCAGGGUGCCCGGAGCGUACGUCGGGCGGAAGAUGGUUAUUGUGGGUUCUGCGCUUAUUCCGUUGACUAUUAUCUGUGUUGCUGUGUGGAGGAAUAUAAACGUGAAGGAGCUGGAAGAGGAUGAGAAGAGGCAAAGGGGUAAUGUGUUCUAG